GUUUGUGGAAGAUGGCGCCUGUUGUGACAGGGAAAUUUGGUGAGCGGCCUCCACCUAAACGACUCACUAGGGAAGCCAUGAGAAAUUACUUAAAAGAACGAGGGGAUCAAACAGUACUUAUUCUUCAUGCAAAAGUCGCACAGAAGUCAUAUGGAAAUGAAAAACGGUUUUUUUGCCCUCCUCCUUGUGUAUAUCUUAUGGGCAGCGGAUGGAAGAAAAAAAAAGAACAAAUGGAACGUGAUGGUUGUUCAGAACAAGAGUCUCAACCUUGUGCAUUUAUUGGAAUAGGAAAUAGUGACCAAGAAAUGCAGCAGCUGAACUUGGAAGGAAAGAAUUAUUGCACUGCCAAAACAUUGUACAUAUCUGAUUCAGACAAGAGAAAGCACUUCAUGUUGUCUGUCAAGAUGUUCUACGGCAACAGUGAUGACAUUGGCGUGUUCCUCAGCAAGCGGAUAAAAGUCAUCUCCAAACCUUCCAAAAAGAAGCAGUCAUUGAAAAAUGCUGACUUAUGCAUUGCCUCAGGAACAAAAGUGGCUCUCUUCAAUAGACUUCGAUCCCAGACCGUCAGUACCAGAUACUUGCAUGUAGAAGGAGGUAACUUCCAUGCCAGUUCUCAACAGUGGGGAGCAUUUUACAUUCAUCUCUUGGAUGAUGAUGAGUCCGAAGGAGAAGAAUUUACAGUCCGCGAUGGCUAUAUCCAUUAUGGACAGACAGUGAAGCUUGUGUGUUCAGUUACUGGCAUGGCACUCCCAAGAUUGAUUAUUAGGAAAGUUGAUAAGCAGACCGCACUAUUGGAUGCAGAUGAUCCUGUCUCACAACUCCAUAAGUGUGCAUUUUACCUUAAGGAUACUGAAAGAAUGUACUUGUGCCUUUCUCAAGAAAGAAUAAUCCAGUUUCAGGCCACUCCAUGUCCAAAAGAACCAAAUAAGGAGAUGAUAAAUGACGGCGCUUCCUGGACAAUCAUUAGUACGGAUAAGGCAGAGUAUACGUUUUACGAGGGGAUGGGCCCCGUCCUUGCCCCUGUCACGCCUGUGCCUGUCGUAGAGAGUCUUCAGUUGAAUGGCGGUGGGGAUGUAGCAAUGCUUGAGCUCACAGGACAGAAUUUCACUCCAAAUUUACGAGUGUGGUUUGGGGAUGUAGAAGCUGAAACCAUGUACAGAUGUGGAGAGAGUAUGCUCUGUGUCGUCCCAGAUAUUUCUGCAUUCCGAGAAGGUUGGCGGUGGGUCCGGCAGCCAGUCCAGGUUCCAGUAACUUUGGUCCGUAAUGAUGGAAUCAUUUACUCCACCAGCCUUACCUUUACCUACACGCCAGAACCAGGGCCGCGUCCACACUGCAGUGCAGCGGGAGCAAUCCUUCGAGCCAACUCAAGCCAAGUGCCCCCUAAUGAAUCCAACACAAACAACGAGGGAAGUUACACAAACGUCAGCACAAAUUCAACCAAUGUCACAUCGUCCACAGCGACAGUGGUGUCCUAACUACCGUCCUUUUGCUAGGACUUAAACUGACUUUAGUGCUGCAGUGAAACAUUGACAGAAGGAAAAAAGAAAAAGGAAAGAGAAUAAAUGAACAAGCUUUUGUGGUUUCUUGGGAAAACUUUUCAUACCAGGUGAUACUAUUCAGAGCCCCGUUACCUGCAAGUGCUGAUUUGAAAUGCAGAAGCCACAGUAAAACAAAGUGAACGUCCAGAUGUAUGCACCGUUGGAAAUAAUAGAUUUUUUUUCAUCUGUUAUUUUGGUUGGCUGGUUUUCAUUUGAUUUUAUUUGAAUGGGCAAGAAAUAGAAAUGUGGCUGAAAUAAAAGUUAAGCAACUAGAAGACACAAAUCUAACAUAGUUUUUAUGGACCAAGGAACUUGUAUAAGCUUUAGUCAAAGGUACAUUUUCAUCAUACCUUUUUUUAUAUCGCAGUAUAUAGUACAUCUUUCUUACCAAAUAGGUUCUCCUCCCUGCCCUCCUUGGAGCUUUUGCUCUUAAAUACAUUCAGGUUCCAAGCCUGGCCACACUUGUUUAAUCUGAUUAUCCUAUUCUUCCAGGUUUUGUUUUGGUUUUUUGUUUGUUUGUUUUGUUAUGUUGAUUUUUUUGGUCUAAGGCUGGAACUUUUUUUUUAGCUGAAGUCUUAGGACUUUACAUGAGUCAAAAAUUGCUUUGAUUUCAGCAAGUCAAAUCUUGUAAAAGCCUAUGUAUUUUUUUUUUUAAGAUUAUAUGAAGUCUGUGCAAAAGCUUUAAGAAAUGCCUCUGCCUUGCCUGCAAUACAUGCAAUGUUCGUUAACUUUGUCUCUUUCCUCACUGUUGCUAGUUAUUUCUGUUUUCCCUUUUUUAAAAAUGUAUUUAUAGUGGUAAUCCAAAACGUUCUAACAUUUACAUGGAAUUAAAUGUGACCAUUGAGUCAGUCAUGAGUUAAUGGCGCAGAACAUGUUAGUAUGCGAAGUGCGCUCUCCCGCUUCCCUGUGUAUAAACCUGUCGACAUACUUCAGGAUCUGUUCAGGUUUUUCCCUUCCCAGUCUUGUACAUAACUUGUAUUAUGUGUAAGUUAAACAUUUUAUUUUGAACUUGGAAUGUUCCUAGUGAUUUCAUUCAGCAAGGUGUUUUCUGCCUUGUUGGCAAUGACAAAAAAAUAUCAUGAGAAGUAUUUUGCUACCAGUUGGUAGAAGGUGCCCUUAUUGUAUAAUUAGGACUAUCUCAGCAAAGCAUGCUUUUAUUUUAUGUUAUGUUAUGUUAUGUUACGUUAUGUUAUGUUAUGUUGGUAGCCUAGGCCAAAACAUCAUUGUAACCUUAAGUAAAACAAGAUGCUUUUAUUAGAAGACCAACUAAAAUGGCUGAAAGACAGUACUUUAGAAACAGGCAGUUGUGAUAUUCUCAAAGUGCAAAUGUAACUUAUUUUCCCACUUCUCACUCCCUGUACCCAUCCUCUUUUCUCCCUUCCUUUGACCAGCACUGUCUUUCUAAAUGUCUCCCCAGAAACUACUUUUCAAGCCAGUUCAGAUUUGGUUGCAUUCAGGGUUACAUCUUGGCCUUGCAUGCCAAGCUCGCUGGUUUUCCAUUGCUUUCAUUGCUGCCCUGCAGUUAUGCCUCUGUUGAGUUUCUUAGAAAUUGCAGCAGACCCACGGGCUACAGUUAGUACAGGAACUGCGUGUGUGAUGUUGUAAUACACAGUCUAGUAGUACAAUCAUCCUCCUUAGAGUAAAAACUACCUCUAGAUUGUGGUAAGCUUUUACUGCCCCAUAAAACAGGAGCCACAAGUACCUUAUGAAUGCAAAACUGUAACUUCCUCCCAUGCUUCCUUGCAGAACAUUGUCUUUCUGUUGUCCUGGACUUCCUUUGCAGACGUUUCCAUCAGACUUUCAAAAACAUUAUCAGUCAUUUGUUACUCCUCCAGCUUUGCUCUCUUCACUCCUUCUUUCGCUCAGACCAUGCCAUUGUAAAUAUAAACCUUGAUAUCUUCAAAUUGCUCUUCCCUUCAUAUUCAAGGGGGCAAUCAUUUGUAAAACUUGUUAGUGGUUAAAUCCACGUUAUUGUGCUUUUCUCUAACUGUAUGUACACCUUUUUAAUCACUCACAGACUGCAUUAUACUUACACACACACACACACACACACACACACACACACACACACAAAUACACAGACACACAGACACAGUCUUCUCUCCAGUUCUCCUCCAGCUACUUGCUUCUCUGUGAGCUAAUCCUGCCUCACACUUUAAAUCUGUUUUAGUGGUCAAGGGCAGAACUCAUGUGGCCUUAUCUUUCUUUGUUUUCACUGUUUACUGGCUUUUCCUGCAAACUUGCUUACUUCUGAGUAGUAUUCUUUUCUCUGUUGUGUCACGGAAGUGUCUUUACACAAGGCGUUUUUUUUUGUUCAGUGUGUGGGAUUGUUUUCAAUGCUGCUUAACUUUUAGUGGGCCACAAGUUUCCUCCACUUCCCAAGUUUGAUAUUUACUUUAAAAUUAUGUUAAAUUAACCUGUAAUAGAUGAGAUGCUUUAGAAGAACAAAUUAUUCCUUAUCCAGCUUGGCAGCUCGAAAUUAGUUUUCAACAUCAUUAUGAUUUUACUAAAAAACAUUUACUUUUUUCUUAAACUGUUUAUCUUAUUUAGGUUAUUUCUUUUUAAUAAGAUCAUUGAAAUAUUGGACUAUCAUCCCUUUUUCUGUUUGUUUUUCACGUCCAAAAAAGUGCUUAUAAAGGGAUUUACCCUCUUCAUAUCACAAACUAAAAUGAUUGCUCUAUUCUAUAUUUUUGUUCUUUUGUCAGCUGCUAAAAAAAAAAAAAGACGGUUCUCACGGUUUUGUCCUCAUUGCAGUACAUAAUUCAAAGGAGAUUGUUGUCCAGUCUUUAGGAAAUAUCUCCCCUUCUCUGUAUUGGCAUAAGAAGCAGUGCCGGCCAUUUGCCUUGGGAGAGGUGCUGUUCAGAUGAUGACCUCUUCAGUUACUAUUUUUUUCUUUUGAGUUCUGUUCAUUUCAUCUUUUUAGUACUGAUUUAGAAAUGUACUUUACGCUCCAUGAUUCUAUGCAAUGUCCCAUGAUAUGCCUAGCAGCUGAGCCUGUGAUCCUGUUGAUUUCAUGAUCCCACUGACGUCAUCACAUAGCUAAAGACCUUAAAUAUGGAACAUGCCCUUUUUAUUUGGAACGAUUUCGUGCUGAACACUAGUAUAAUACCCCACCUGCUGCUCAGCUUUCUUAGAUGGUGGCAACUCAAGGCAUCUUCCUAGAGAAGCGUCAGUUUGUGAGAUGUCAUCAUACUACACAGACAUGUUGCUUUCAGAACUGGUUAGGUUUUGUUCCUUUUAAAAAUGGAAUUGGUACUAUCUGUAUUCUGACAGGAAAUUUCCAGUGCAUUUUGGGGGGAACUAAAUUAACUAGCCAUGUUUAACCAGAUAAUUCACGGCGGGGUGGGGCUUUUUUUUUUUUAAACAAAAUGCAAUUCAAUUAUUAACCAAGUUACUUACUUUUGAUUUCAAAAGCAGCUGUGUUUCUGAUGAGUACUGAACAAAUGUGUGUAAUUUUCCGUGCCAGACUUUUAACUUUGUUUUCAAGCACUGUAAUGUGGGAUGGAUGGUUAGAAACAAUAAUAUAUUAGGGUUUCUAUUUAACCCUUUCAGGACUGAACUGUGUAUCUUCUUUGAUUAAUUUUUCCCUGUGUUGUGAUGUUUGCCAGCAUUCAGUACUGUGUUGGUCCAGAUGUAGGUUUAUAUGCUCAUUUUUAGCUUAUUUCUUGUACCUUGCAGCAUGCUUUAUGCAUUCAGUCCUUAAGGGGUUUAAUUUACAAACUGUGCGCCUGUAAGGUUUAUUAGCAAUAAGAUAGAAAAUUGAGCAAGUUUAUACCAUAAUUUUGUAGAAAAAAAAAGAAUCUGCUCAGUUCCAUAUUUCAUCCAUGAGAAACUUGCAAUAUGGGCAGUUUCACAGAAUAAAUAAAAAAGAAAUGUAAACCAUUGUAAAUGUCUUCUGUUGGAUGUGCCUGAAUGCAUGUAUUCCCGCCUUUAAUUUUAGACCAUUUUAUAAAGAUCAAAUUAAACCCUGUA
Suncus etruscus (white-toothed pygmy shrew) is the source of this 5510-nucleotide messenger RNA. RefSeq names its product recombination signal binding protein for immunoglobulin kappa J region (gene RBPJ). Bases 12 to 1475 code for a protein of 487 amino acids. Gene Ontology annotation, cellular component: MAML1-RBP-Jkappa- ICN1 complex; nucleus. Gene Ontology annotation, molecular function: DNA-binding transcription activator activity, RNA polymerase II-specific; RNA polymerase II cis-regulatory region sequence-specific DNA binding. Gene Ontology annotation, biological process: Notch signaling pathway; regulation of transcription by RNA polymerase II. NCBI's taxonomy places the organism in Eukaryota, Metazoa, Chordata, Mammalia, Eulipotyphla, Soricidae. The record is from RefSeq and is a predicted model, not a curated record. The transcript is spliced from 11 exons.